Messenger RNA from Colletotrichum godetiae, 1863 nucleotides. RefSeq lists its product as uncharacterized. The transcript has 3 exons. NCBI's taxonomy places the organism in Eukaryota, Fungi, Ascomycota, Sordariomycetes, Glomerellales, Glomerellaceae. The record is from RefSeq and is a predicted model, not a curated record. The coding region runs from base 398 to 1729 and encodes 443 amino acids.
UCCCCUGCGUAUGGUGAGCGUGUCCACCAAGCGCCCCAGCAAUUCGCUGCCGCCUUCACUGCGCCUUCUAACUCCAUAGACUGACGCAAUUGUUACUUUUGUUUCGGUUGAGCUUCUUUUCUUGGUCCUUCCACAGAAGCAUUCGCUGUUUAAACCCAUCCGUGAAACUCUCCCAUACACAAAUACUCGUGAGCCUAUUGGCAGCCGGGAAAAGGAUCGACAAGGCGCUUGCGCAGGGUCCACAAGUCGGAUUUCUAAGGCGCAUCUUACUGGUUGUCUCCCAGCCAACGACAUGAUACCCAUCGCCCCGAGAACAUCCGCCGAUGGUUAUCAGUUGUCCAUCAUAACCUUCACCAUUCGCCCUUAUCGUCACUGUCUACGUUGAAGCGAGGCUUCAAUGACGAGAUCAGCGAGCCUUUGCGCUGCAAUUGAUGCCUGGCGGGCCACUGUCCAAACGCCCGACGAGCACGGCAAACACGGCGAACAGGCGCAGCCCAGCCGUCCGCGAAAACGACGCCGCAUCCAUCCCAACACUAAGUUGAGGGUUCCAUUGUCACCGCCAUCGUCGCACUCUCCCUGUUUCGUUUCUUCUCUGAUGGAAUCCAGGCCCCUUACAGGAGUCAAACGAAAGCAUGACAACAGUCAGCAGGACAAUGACGGCGACGAAGAGCCAAGCGCAAGCCUUCUUCCUAAUAUACACGACAUCCAUUCCACACCGCGAGCGUCCCAGCUCAACGACCAACGCAUUGCUCGCACAUCCACGCCUAGCCUCUCAUCGGCGUCUAGUGUUUCAUCACGGUCGUCCUCACCUACGAAACAGUUGAGAAGACUGGCUCUUCAGGCCGACGGCUUUGUCCAUCGCAAGUUUGCGAAGAGCCGCGCUGAAUUGCCCUCCUCGCUCGCCACACUCGUCAACGAGCUGCAGGGAAUCAGAUGGGGGUUUCAACUACUGCCGCAUGACAUGCGCACCGAGUUUGCCGACUUCGAUAUACCAGAUCACGCUUAUCUCCCCGAGGGCAUUCCUGCACCACCCGGCUUCCGGUGCCCACCCCGGGAUCUCGUUGCAUGGUUACUAGACCAGGCCGAAGACUGCGAAAUCAACCUUCACGGCGAACCUAGCUGGAACACGGAGCUCCAUCUGCCAAUGAUGGAAUGGGCACUUCGACCGAACCGCCAGCGCGGCCUUGUUGACUACACAUACUGCACUGGCGCCCAGGUUGUUAAAACAUACAGGGCGAAGCAAUCAGCGUCGAACAUGGUUGACUUUUGCAUGGUCAUCCGCCCUCCCGGAGGAAGUGCUGAGGCCAGCCGGAUUGAUGAGGUUCGGGAAAAUCGACCAGAUGUGACCAUCAAUCAUACAGACCACGGAAUUUUGUGCAAGAGCCCCAUCGUCGUAUCGUUCGAGACCAAGCGUCCCGGCGCUGACCUCGAGAAGGCGAUGGUGCAGAUGGGAUCAUGGCACUCGUCACAAUGGAGGAGUUUUCUGCAAGGCCCUACCGACCCGCGGGCAGUUCACUUUUUGCCGGGCGUCAUUAUCAGCGGCCACAGCUGGUCUUUCGUUGCUAGCGCGAUUCAAGAUGGCAAGUCCAUUCUUUACAGCGACGUCGAGCUCGGCAAGACGUCGACCGAGUUCGGGAUCAUCACUGUGCUUCUUGCCAUGCAGCACCUCGCCCACUGGGCUGAAAACACAUACUGGCCCGUAUUCAAGUCCGAGAUCCUUCAAAUGUGACUAGCUGCCAUUACCAACGGCGUCUCUGCGGCAGUAGCAAGAUCGAUGAUUGAUGGUCCGUACCGAACGUAAGGAUACCCCGUUCGUGUCCAGAUUUCUCUACCUUUGGCCCAAGCCCCUAAGCGCUACGCUAA